UUUAUUUAAGAAAAGAUGCCGAGGGCACCGCAAAUACUCGUUAACGGGUUUCAUAGUACGCAUUGUUCUAUCCAGCUCGCUCCUUGCAAAAAAGAAGUAUUGGAUUGGCUUGGAGUAAUGGCUAUAUCGUCAACCUCUUCUUGCUCACAUCCUUACUUACUUCAAAACUACGUCGUUUCUUCACCUACAAACCGUCUUUCCAGUUUCGGUUACCAAUCAAGUUUGUUCGGCUCCAAACUGACCAAGAAAUGCCUCUCGCUGACCGGCAAAGCCCGACCCAACCGACCCGAUCCAUUCUCUCGCUCGGAUCUGAAUCCGAUAUCUGCAUCUUCUCAAACUUUCGAUGUUGUCAUCGUUGGAGCUGGAGUAAUCGGGUUGACCAUUGCCCGUCAAUUCCUUCUCGGGUCGGACCUGUCCGUCGCCGUGGUUGACAAAGCCGUUCCUUGUUCAGGUGCCACUGGUGCUGGGCAGGGUUACUUAUGGAUGGCACACAAGACCCCUGGUAGUGAUAUAUGGGAGCUCGCUUUGAGAAGCCAUGAGCUGUGGCGUGAGUUGGCUGGGAAUCUUCGGGAGCAAGGCAUGGAUCCUCAAGAGCAUAUGGGUUGGAAGAACACAGGAAGUUUGCUAAUUGGUAGAACUCCUAAGGAGGUAGAUGUUUUAAAAAGGCAAGUGAAGUUACUACAAGAUGCUGGGGUAAGAUCGGAGUAUCUGUCUGCUACUGAUUUGCUUUCAAAAGAACCUUUUCUCCUGGUUGAAAAUGAUGGUGGGGCUGCUUUUCUGCCUGAAGAUUGUCAAUUGGAUGCUCAUCGUGCGGUUGACCUUGUUCUAAAGGCUAACAGACAUUUUUCAUCAAAAGGCAGAUAUGCAGAGUUCUUUUAUGAUCCAGUUACAACCCUAUUAAGAACUGGUAGCAGUGGGGAGGUCAUAGGUGUUAAGACUGCGAAGAAUACCCUGUUCUGUAACAAGGCAGUUGUAGUUGCGGCUGGUUGUUGGAGUGGAUCUUUGGUGCAGGACCUGUUUAGAGAUUCAGGAAUUGUAUUGGAUGUCCCAGUAAAACCUCGAAAGGGUCAUCUGCUGGUGCUUAAGAAUUUCAGUUUCCUUCAACUGAAUCAUGGUCUAAUGGAGGCUGGGUAUCUUGAUCAUAAAACUGCAACUAAGCUUCCUAGUAGCUCGACUUCAGUCAUAUCUGAUCAUGAUCAAAACUUGUCAAUUUCAAUGACUGCCACCAUUGAUUCAAUGGGGAAUGUAGUCCUUGGGAGUAGCCGCCAGUUUGCAGGUUUCAACACUGAAACAGAAGAAUCUGUGAUAAAUCUCAUAUGGGAGCGAGCUACGGAUUUCUUCCCCAAAUUAAGAGAACAAUCCCUCUCUGAUUUCAUUGAAAGAAGUGAAGUUAGAGUAGGAUUACGACCUUACAUGCCUGAUGGGAAACCAGUAAUUGGGUCUGUCCCAGGGUUGUCAAAUGUGUUGCUUGCAACAGGACAUGAAGGUGGAGGACUUUCUAUGGCCCUGGGGACUGCUGAAAUGGUUGCAGAUAUGGUGCUGGGCAAUCCAGAGAAAGUUAAAUCUACACCUUUUGCUGUUCAAGGUCGAUGUUGUUGAUUAAGUGUCAGCCAAUCAACGAUGCUUUCAUUUUCCUGACCAUAUGUAUGUUUGAAGGUACUCCCAUGCGUUUCUCACAAAUCUUUUGGUCACGCCUGCCAGAGCAACUCUGUCCUAAGUUUUGUUUGGGAAUAUUUUGUGCCUUGCUGUUUUACAUGCUAUUACUUUUUCCCCUACUAAAUGCUUUUAUUUCAUCUUAUUGACCAUAUGUGCACAAGAACAAUGUACUGUAAAUAUUUUCUCAGAAUUUUGCUAUUUCACAAUAAUGCUACGGCUUGGGUGCUUGAAAUCUUUUGAAUCCA
Molecule: messenger RNA, 1901 nt
Organism: Humulus lupulus (European hop)
Lineage: Eukaryota; Viridiplantae; Streptophyta; Magnoliopsida; Rosales; Cannabaceae
Exons: 9
Coding region: 16-1599 (527 amino acids)
Cellular component (GO): cytoplasm
Molecular function (GO): oxidoreductase activity
Source: RefSeq, a predicted model, not a curated record